AAUCUCCUACCAACUCAUUUCUGUCUGCUUCCAUUCCCAUUCCCAUUUUUCCUCCCUUUUUUUUGUUUAUCAAACACUCUCUUCUUCUUCUUUCUCACUCACACGCUCGUCAUGUCUUCUCAUCACUACUUCUUUUCCACCCACUUUCACCCUUCUUCUCUCUUUUCUUCUUCUUAUCGUACUCUUCUCCCUUUUUCUCAUCUAAUAUUCUCCAAAACCUCUGCGUGUGUUGCGUUUUCGGUGGCUAAUAAUAAAGGCAAAAAACAAGAGGCAUUAAGAUGCAGAGCUGUCUCAAAACCACGAGAAACAUUGGAGGGUGGCAUAGCAACCUUAAAGGUGAAUGAGAUUAAUGUAGACGAAACAAUACAAGAGGAGCAAAAUACUGAGGUUGAAGUGAAGGAUGAGAUCAAAAAAAGGGUGGAAGCUAUAAAAUCGUUGUUGGAUUCAAUGGAAGAUGGAGAGAUAUCAGUGUCUGCCUAUGACACAGCAUGGGUUGCUCUUGUUGAAGAUGUUAAAGGAAGUGGUUCUCCUCAAUUUCCAAAAAGCCUUGAAUGGAUUUCAAACAACCAACUCCUUGAUGGUUCUUGGGGUGACAGUCAAGUAUUCUCAGCCCAUGAUCGAAUACUCAACACCUUGGCUUGUGUCGUUGCAUUAAAAACAUGGAAUAUGCAUCCUGAACAAUGUGACAAAGGAAUGAAAUUCUUCAAAGAGAACCUUGAGAAGCUUCAGAAUGAGAAUGAUGAACACAUGCCAAUUGGUUUCGAAGUAGCUUUCCCUUCACUUAUGGACAUAGCGCGUAAGCUGAACAUUGAAGUGCCUGAGGAUUCACCUAUAUUAAAAGAAAUUUAUGCUAAGAGAAACUUAAAACUAACCAGAAUACCAAGAGAAGUGAUGCAUAAAGUGCCCACAACUCUUUUACAUAGCUUGGAAGGGAUGUCAGGCUUGAAUUGGAAACAGCUUCUAAAACUUCAAUCUCAAGAUGGCUCAUUCUUGUUCUCUCCAUCUUCCACUGCGUUUGCUCUCAUGCAAACCAAAGAUCAUAAUUGCCUCUCUUACUUGAAUAAAGCCAUUAAUAAGUUCAACGGUGGAGUUCCAAAUGUGUAUCCAGUGGAUUUGUUUGAACAUCUUUGGACGGUAGAUCGAUUGCAGCGCCUUGGGAUAUCGCGAUAUUUUGGCCAACAUAUCAAAAACUGUCUGAGCUAUGUUUUCAAUUACUGGACUGAAAAGGGUAUUUGUUGGGCAAAAAAUUCGAGUGUUCAAGAUAUUGAUGACACAGCAAUGGGUUUCAGAUUACUAAGACUACAUGGGUAUAAGAUGCCAGCCAAUGUGUUUAAAAACUUCCAAAGAAACGGUGAAUUUUUUUGCUUUGCUGGGCAAUCAACACAAGGGUUGACCGGAAUGUUCAAUCUAUAUAGAGCAACACAAUUGAUGUUCCCUGGAGAAGAGAUUCUUGAGAGUGCAAAGAGUUUUUCUGAAAAGUUUUUGAGGGAAAAACAAGAGUCAAAUCAGCUAGUUGAUAAAUGGAUCAUAAUGAAGAAUUUGCCAGAAGAGGUGGCAUAUGCUUUGGACAUCCCAUGGUAUGCAAGCUUAAAUAGAGUGGAGACAAGAUUCUACAUUGAUCAAUAUGGUGGUGAGAGUGACAUUUGGAUUGGCAAAACUCUUUACAGGAUGCCAAUUGUGAACAACAACCACUAUUUGGACCUAGCUAAAUUAGAUUACAACAACUGCCAAGCUGUCCAUCUAACAGAAUGGGAAAAGAUUCAAGAGUGGUACUCAAAUUUGAAAUUAGCAGAAUUUGGACUGAGCAAAAACACUCUGCUAUUGGCAUACUUUUUGGCGGCAGCCAGCAUCUAUGAACCUGAAAGGUCCCAGGAGAGGCUUGCAUGGGCUAAGACCACUGCAUUGCUUGAAACAAUAGCAUCCUAUGUUACCGAUGACGAUGCUGAUUCAAGAAAAGAUUUCGUUACAAAAUUCACUCAAUGCUUUGACAAAUGUGACAAUUCUGUUGGAUGGAGGUUGAAGAAGAAUAGAACAGGACAGGAACUUACUCAGAUUUUAGUUGCAGAUAUAGAUCAAAUUUCUUGGGAUAUACUCGUAUCUCAUGGUCAUGAAAUUGGAUAUGACAUGCAUCAUGCGUGGAAAAAAUGGCUUUCAAGUUGGCAAUUAGAAGGGAACAAUUGCGAAGGAAAAGCAGGGCUAUUGGUGCAUAUAAUAAACCUAAGCGGUGGACAUUGGAAUUCAGAGGAAGAGCUGAGCUUCAAUCCACAAUAUCAGCAUUUGCUCCAAUUAACCAACUCAGUGUGUCACAAGCUCUAUUCUUUCCAAAAGGACAAGGAAAAUGAGCCUGGAAGGUACAAUGGGAAGCACAAGAUUACAACUUCAGAAGUAGAGUCUGAGAUGAGAGAACUUGUGCAGUUGGUGUUACAAAAAUCUUCAACUAAUGACCUUGGUUUCAACAUAAAGAACACUUUCCUGAUGGUGGCAAAGAGUUUUUACUAUGCAGCCUUUUGUGAUUCAAGGACCAUCAACUUCCAUGUUGCUAAAGUUCUCUUUGAGAAAGUUGUUUGAUGAUGAUCUUUAAUGAAAUGAGAUAGGUUGUAGUUGCAUCAGUGUACAACUGUACAAGUGUACAUGAUCUCCAUCAAUGUAAUAUAAAUAAAUGAAUAAUAAGAAGUUGUCGUAUUUCAAUUUAA
Messenger RNA from Arachis stenosperma, 2693 nucleotides. RefSeq names its product ent-copalyl diphosphate synthase, chloroplastic-like. Gene Ontology annotation, cellular component: chloroplast. The record is from RefSeq and is a predicted model, not a curated record. The coding region runs from base 112 to 2568 and encodes 818 amino acids. Gene Ontology annotation, molecular function: terpene synthase activity; magnesium ion binding. Lineage: Eukaryota; Viridiplantae; Streptophyta; Magnoliopsida; Fabales; Fabaceae. The transcript is spliced from 15 exons. Gene Ontology annotation, biological process: gibberellin biosynthetic process.